Molecule: messenger RNA, 1523 nt
Organism: Paramormyrops kingsleyae
Lineage: Eukaryota; Metazoa; Chordata; Actinopteri; Osteoglossiformes; Mormyridae
Product: leukotriene B4 receptor 1-like
Biological process (GO): immune response; G protein-coupled receptor signaling pathway; positive regulation of cytosolic calcium ion concentration
Cellular component (GO): membrane; external side of plasma membrane
Molecular function (GO): C-C chemokine receptor activity; C-C chemokine binding
Source: RefSeq, a predicted model, not a curated record
GGGAGGUGACCUGGACCACCACAUGGGCUUUGUGGGAUAUGCGUCUCAGUCCACAUCCUCUUAAGUCACAUACUGUAUUGCAGGAUUUUGUUUGUUUUGCAAUAAGGACUCCAGAGUCACUGUUAUAGUUUAAUAAGUUUCGUCAUAGAAGAAUGGAGAAGUAAAAGUGAGCCUUAACAUUACUUGCAUGAGGAAGAAACUUUAAGCAUACUUCUUGGCAGUGGUUGAACCAACAACCAGAACCUGGGAGCAUCAUGAGCAACAGCAGCACAGCUUCUGAGUGGAAUAUAUCAGGCAUGGCUGCCAGUGGAAUCCUGGGCCUGGCAUUUCUGUUGGGGGCUCCAGGAAACCUGCUGGUGAUCUGGACCAUCAUGCAGCAUGUGAAGUUGCGCUCUUUCACUGUGGUCCUCAUCUUCCAUCUGGCUGUCGCGGACCUGCUGGUUGUGAUCACGCUGCCCUUCUGGAUCUACUCCCUGGCUCAAUCCUGGAUCUUCGGCCCAGUAGCCUGCAAAGCUGUGGUCUAUGUGGUCUGCUCCUGUAUGUACACCAGCGUCUUCCUCAUCACCACCAUGAGCGUGGAGCGCUAUGUGGCCAUUCGCUAUCCAUUCAGCCUGAUGAGUCAGAAGAGGACAGCGAUAUUGGUGAAGUUGCUUGCUGGCAUCUGGGUCCUAGGCUUCCUAUUUGCAAUCCCUUCAAUUACAACAUACCAUGUGGAUAUGAUGGACGGAAUACCACAGUGUCUUUUCCAGACAUACAGCUCCCUGAGCCAAGAGGUGGUAUGUUUUCUACUGGAGACUGUGAUAAACUUUGUCAUCCCUUUCUUAGUCCUUGGAAUCUGUUAUUGCCAAGUAGCCAGUCAUCUCCGUCAGAUGAACCUGCAGCAGAAAUGCAAGUCUUCCACUGUGAUCAUCUGUAUUGUCGUUGCCUUUGCCAUAUGCUGGUUCCCAUACCACUUAACCAACACCAUCCAUUUGUUCAAUAACCUAGAUGUGAAGGAACCUGAUGAGAGCUUCUACCAUGUGUUUUCGUUAAUCUCUGGGGCCCUUGUAUUCAUCAACAGCUCACUGAACCCUGUUCUCUAUACUUUUGUUGCUCGAAGAUUCCAAGGUAGCCUGAUGAAGUCAAAUUUGGUGAAGUUGUUUAAGGAUAUGGCGACAACCCAUACAAAAUCACCAGACAGCACCAACUUGGCUAUAAUAUAGAAUAUUCUCCAUAAUGAACAAACAAGAAUGUAAGUCAUGGGUUUUGCUCUGUUGUUUCAUUUAUCCAUUUCAUCCACUGUUCUUCAUGCUAACACAAGGAAAACUGCAGACCAUUUUAAAAACAAAUCAGUCCCAUUAAAUGCCAUAAUAUUUGCAAAAUAAUCAGCAUAUAAAAAUAGAUAGGAAUUAACAUAUAACUUUGAAUUCCUACUAUAUAUAUGGUGUUUAUAAUUUCAAGUUUUGUUGUGUUAGAUUUUGUACAGUUACCCGAAAAUGUAUUUAAAAAAAAAAAAAAAAACAGAGUCUGAUCCAGGAAUGGGC